Molecule: messenger RNA, 3777 nt
Organism: Mesorhabditis spiculigera
Lineage: Eukaryota; Metazoa; Nematoda; Chromadorea; Rhabditida; Rhabditidae
Source: the annotation of a GenBank genome assembly
AUGAGCGUCCCUCCAAAACUUGGCCCCGAUGAGGUAUUGGAACUUUGGAAAGGAAAAUCAGCCACUCUGUCCUGUGAAGAAACAGAACAGUCAGAACUUCGCUCAACCCAUACUUGGACCUUCCCGAACGGUGAUGGAAAGCCCUCAAACAUGGAAAUCCCUGCCGAAACCCACAAGGGCUUCAUCGUCAACGUCGACGAUCACAAUAAUGGGCAAUACACAUGUGUGGUCACAAACAAUGCCGGAACCUCCAAGAAGAAAUUCCGCGUCGUUGUUCUGGAACCCCCGCAAUUUGUCGAGAAGCAAUUCGAUCAGAACGUACAGGUGGUCCAGGGUAGCCAGUUGAGUCUGAGCUGUCCGGUCAGCGGCCAGCCGAAACCAAAAAUAGAGUGGAGAAGAGAUGGAGAGCCGGUCGGAGAAGAGCAUGGAGUCACCAUUUUCGAUGAGGGUGAAAAGAUCGUGCUCAACUACGAGAACAUUCACAAGGAUGAUAAGGCCCACAGUCGUUACACCUGCCAUGUGAUGAAUAAGGCCGGAAAUGUUAGCCGAGACUUCUUUGUUCAGACCGUCGCACCACCCGAGAUCAAAGACACUGAUGCCAAGACUAUCAUUGAAGUUCUGGAGGGCAGAACUGCUACUCUUAACUGCAACGUUUCUGGAGAUGAUGUGGAUAUCCAAUGGAGGAAGCAAGGGCGAAAUAUCGAAGAAAACGAAGCCGCCAUUUCUCAAGAUCGCACAAAACUGGUGAUCCUAGAGGCUAAGAAGGAGCAUGAGGAUGUCUACACUUGCACGGCCAAAAACCCUGCCGGACAGGUUUCGAGGGACUUCCAAGUGAUUGUCCUGGCGCCACCGAGGAUCCGUGGACCGCUUGUGGAGAUGGUUGAAGUAAUUGAGGACCAAUCACUCGCACUUCUCUGCCAAUUCGAUGGAACUCCCGAACCUGAGGUUUCAUGGACCAUGGGCGGUAGCAAGAUUCCCGAUAAUGCAAAGGUCCUGAACGAAAACCAAACCCUUGCCCUGGAGAAGGUGAAGCCAGAAAACGCCGGUGAUUACAAAUGUGCCAUAAAAAAUAAGGCCGGGGCUGCCGAGAAAACCUUCAAAGUGCACGUUGUCGAAAAGCCGAAGUUUGAUGUGAAGGAUGUGCAGGAAAUUGAGGUUGUCCUCGGGAAGCCAUUCACUUUCGCUUGCAUUAUUGAAUCGGAAGAUGAAAAGGUUGAGAGAAGCUGGACAAGACAUGCGUUGCCAUUGAACGGUUUUGAAAAAGAUAUUCAGAUAUUGGCUGAUGGAGCGCAUCUGCAUCUAGCGUCUGCCAAAAAAGAAGAUGAAGGCACGUACACAUGUAUUGCAAAGAAUCGAGCUGGCGAGUCACAAAAAACCUACAAAUUGAAAGUCCUUGUACCUCCAACAAUCAUCAGCGAGGGCGGUGGAUAUAGUGUGGUGGAAAACAACUCACUCGUACUGCCCUGCGAGGUCGAAGGAGAACCCAAUCCGAAGAUCGUCUGGCACAAGGAUGGAAAGCCCGUCUCGACUUCCACGAAUUUGAUUCUGAAUGAUGGACAACAAUUCAAGAUUGCGAAGGCUUCACUGAAUGACAAAGGAUCGUAUGCUUGCCAAGCCAAAAAUAAAGUUGGAGAGGCCGAGAUAACCUUCGAUGUCGAUGUUAUCACCAAGCCAACGGUCGCUGCUGGCUUCAAAGAUUCGGUCGAAGUGAAAGAAGGGGAAACAGCUCUCUUCAAAUGCCCGAUUCUCGAUGCAAACUUCAAAGGAAAAAUUACCUGGCUCAAGGAUUUCCAGCCUCUUGUGCUCGACGAGAAGAAAUAUACGACGACCCAGGAUAAUCGACGGCUCCAUUUGCUUAAUGCAACGGUGCGAGACGAAUCCGGCUACUCAUGCCGUGUAAAGAAUGAUGCCGGAGAAACACGAGCCGAUUAUAGGCUUGUCGUAUUUGUUCCGCCGGCUAUUGUUAUGCUGGAUAAGGACAAGGACCGAUCCGUUAUUGAAAACAAAACGGUUACUCUCUCCUGCCCGGCAACUGGUAAACCAGAACCAACGAUUACUUGGCUAAAGGAUGGAGAACCAUUGACAGAACGAAACAUUGGAAAGAUCGUUCCGUCAGCCCAGCUAAUCAAGAAUGAAAUCAAAAUCGCUAGAGUGAAUGCCAAAGAUGCUGGACAAUUUACAUGUGAAGCCAAGAACGUGGCUGGAUCAGCUGAACAAGAUGUGAUGCUAACUGUGAAAACGCCCCCGAGAAUUGACAAAGACGGCAUUCCAUCCGUCGUUGAAGAGGUAGCCGGCAGUACCGUGACCCUAUCUUGCCCAGUGUACGGUAAACCUCAACCCGCUGUCACUUGGCUCAAGAAUGGUCGCCCUCUCAGCGAAGGCCUGAAUAUCAAGACAUCAUCCAACGGCCAAAAGCUCUAUUUCCUUGGGUUGACUAAAGAAGAGGCUGAUCGCUAUACUUGCAUCGCGAAAAAUCCUGCCGGUGAAGAUAAACGAGAUUUUGACGUGAAGUUAUUAGAAGCCCCAUCCUUUGAUGGCCCCAAUAUCGUCCGAAGAGUCCAAACAAACGAAGGAAGACCAAGUGUCCUGAAUUGCCCAGCUAGCGGCUCUCCAGCCCCAAAUAUCACGUGGUUGCGAGACGGUAUCACGCUGGUUCCCGGGCCACGAUAUGUGAUUUUGGACAAUGGAAGGCAGCUGCAGAUUAGCCACACCCAAGCCGAGGAUCGAGCCCGAUACACAUGUAUUGCCACGAACUCGGUGGGCUCUGAUGACCUUGAGACGACACUUGAUGUUGUUAGCAUUCCAAAGAUAUCCGGCGAUGCGCACGAGGUCUUGGAGGUGAUCGAGAAUGAGAGACAGGAUCUGCAUUGCAAUGUGGUGGAAAGCGAAUCCGGCGUCGAAAUUGAAUGGCAAAAGGCCGGUCAGACCAUCGGACCAGACCUUCUACGCGAAAAUCCAUUCCUACAGCUCCCGUCUUCCGGGCGUCGUUUGCACCUCCUAUCAGCGAAAACCGGAGAUGCAGGCCGGUAUACCUGCGUGGUCAAGAACCCGGCUGGAGAAGCUCGCAAAACGUUCGAGCUAAAAGUCUUCGUCCCGGCUUCGAUCAACGAAGCCACGUCGUCCCCUGAUAUGCAGACCGUAAUCCCAGGCCACAAAAUCCAAAUCGAAUGCGACGCCGAGGGACAGCCAAUGCCAACGAUUGAAUGGUAUCACAAUGAUGUACGGUUGGAGAAUGGGCUAACGGCCAAACUGAGCAAUAACAAUGAGACAUUGAUCGUCGACGAGGCGUCAAAUGAGUCUGGCGGCAGGUAUACUUGUCGAGCAGCAAAUAAGGCCGGGCUAGCGAGCAAGGAUUUUGUCAUUAAGAUGACAGGUCCUCCGGUGUUCGAUCAAGGAUUGGAAAAGCUCAAUGUAGCGGUUGAAGACUCAAUUUCAUUGACCUGCGUCGUGUCAUCUGGCGGGCCAAAUGUUGCAGUGAAAUGGAUUGUCAAUGGAAAACCGGUUGAAAAUGGCGAACUGAGUAGCACGGUGCAGAUCGAAAACCGAACGGUCCAAAUUACGAAAGCCCGUCUUAGCGAUGUCGGCCAAUACGUUUGCGUGGCCACGAAUGAGGGAGGAGAAGCGAGAAAGACCUUCGAACUUUCCGUCCUAGAAGCCCCUCGGUUCCUCGACAUGACGAACCGACACCCGUCAAUUGUUGUGGGAAGGCCGUUGACGUUGGACUGUUCGGCGACGGGCACCCCUAAACCGACAAUACUUUGGCUGAAGGUGGGGAAU